AUGGCAAACGGCGGCUCUAACCCGCACAGUACAAAUGGGUCACGAAAGGCAGUCAGUCGCAAGUACAAUUCGGCUGCCCCAGACUUUGCCGGCUACGAGGAUGUGGCAUAUGAGCUACCAGAAACGGAGACUCCGUAUCAACGCUCUGCUCAAAAAGCUACACAAGGACGAAAAGGGCGGCCCUUCUCGGUGAGAGCUGGUGAUCAACCGGCCGCUGACCUGAACUAUACGACGCGCAAGCCUGUUCCCGGUAUGCCGCCGGGCAGUAUAGAGGAAUCAACCACCCCUCGAGGUCUUCCUCCUGCCGAGUAUACCUCAGAAUCCAAUGCAGCUAUGCAGAGCGAGGAAAACGCAUACCCGUCGGCCCCCAUCUCCCCAGGGCAGCCAUCACCUCUAAGUCGCUCUAAUACCUCACAAUCCACAGCCGAAAAACGGCGAGACUGGGCACCCGAUCGCUCGCCAUUACAGAAACUAGAAGUUACUCUGAAUGGGAUCAGCAAGGAGGAGAAGCGAGCACGAGUUCAAGAAGCUGAGAUGCGCCUCCGAGAACGUCUUGCUCGCCAAAAGGCUGAGCGCGAGAAAGCCGAAUCAACGGCUGUUGUUCCUCCGCCGAGUCAAAAGCUAGAGAACCGUGUCCCUUCCGGACGACCCAGAACGAGCGGACGGAAAGACCUUAUUUUGGAAGAUGCUCCUCCAGAUGCACCCGUACCACGACAGCCUGAAGGCAUUGUCAUGCGUCAUACUAGGAACGUCUCCACAACCCCACAGUAUCCGGCUAUCCAACGACCUGAAGGUGCUCAAUAUGCGCAGGCAGAUGUUGCCGUACCCGUUUCGGCAAAGAUGGGCAAUGUGCCUCGAAGAUCUGUUACAGUGAGCGGACCAAAAUCUGGGCCUCCCGGCGGCCGCAUGCCCCCGACCCGCUCUGUCUCUCAAUCAGGACCUUCAAAGCCCGUACGAGUUGCUGCCGUAGCCACAGAGGCCACAGAAGCAGAGAGGGUUGAGACUCCGCCCGCACUACGAACUGCACGAGCAGCCCAAGAAAGUGUCGAGUCUCACCAGAAGUCGAAGCGAGAGAAACAAACAGUGUCUUUCGAUAUGCCGCCACCCACCCCGCCACCGGUCUUCGAGUGGAAGAAUGCACCAAUUGCUCGUCUUGGUGCAUCUGACUUUGAUUUCCAACACCUCGAUAUCAACAGGAGCAAAGCGUGGUGGGAAGGCGGCGCCAGUAAAGACCGCCGAAAGAGCAGAGCUCUCCCUAAGAACUAUCAGACACCGGCUCAGAAGCUGACAGGUGUAACUGAGCACAAGAAUUUCCAGCCCAAGCUUUUCUUGAGAUGUGGCCCACUUCUUCGGUACACGGGCAUCAAGAAAGUGAACAUCGAUGGUUCCCAGGGCCCUGUUGAAAAAGAGAUCUGGCGAGGCUCCAUCUUGAUCGUGACAAAGGACUCCCGCUCCUCAUACGACAACCCGCCUACCCUGAGGCUGUUCUCUCAACCGAUGGAUAUCCUCCCUCCUCCCCCGACUGAAGUCAGUGGAGCGGACCUCGCACCUGAAUACAUUGACCCAACCGCAGGCCUCAUGAAAGUUGGUCGCGAUGGCCGACCACUCUAUGUCAAGCCAGUUGAUCAUCUCGAAGAAGAAGUUGACCUCUCCGGAGUGGAGAACGAUGACGGUCUUUAUGAGCUGUCACCCAGCAUGAUCGACCACACGCCCGAGAAUGGCACGCAGCCCAUUCCUUCGAACCGAAUCAACUCUGUUGAUGGAGAGACCGCAGAGGUCCAUCGUGAUGUUCCCGGAGUCCGUCUUUAUGCCGACUCUGCGCGAGAUGUGACAUUCUGGCGAUUCAAUGUCGAGAUCGAGCUCAGCCCGACGCAGCAGCGAGUCGCCUAUCGCAUAAACCAGGGACCUGCAUUGGGCUUCUGGGUGCCUGCUAUGGGUCAGCCCAUGAACAUCAUGUUCCAUAGCGGCAACGGCUUUGGCCCGUCAGUCGAUUCUAACCGAUUCUGUGGACCCGAUCCUCUCUGGCGAGACAUCCUAAACGAGCACCAGACUCGACCCUUUCAUGUUAUGAUUGGCGGAGGUGACCAGAUUUUCAAUGACUCGGUCAUCACCGAUUCAACUCACUUCCAGGAAUGGAUUAAGAUUAAGAACGCCGGAGAGAGAUACGGCAUGCCUUUUACGGCCGAGUUCCGUGCAGAAAUCGAGCAGUUCUACCUGGAACGCUAUGCUUCAUGGUUCUCCCAGGGCCUCUUUUCCCUUGCAAAUUCCCAGAUCCCGAUGGUCAAUAUGUGGAAUGACCAUGAGAUCUUUGAGGGCUUUGGCUCCUACCAUGACGAUUUCAUGCAGAGUGUGGUCAUUUCAGGAUUGGGACGGAUUGCGUUCAAAUACUAUCUACUAUUCCAGCACCACAGCGUGCCGGAAGAGACCGAGGCCGAUGAGCCUAGCUGGCUUCUUGGUGCUCACCCUGGCCCUUAUAUUGAGCAAAGAAGUCGAAAUUUGUUCAUGUCUCUUGGCAACGAUGUUGUUCUUCUUGGCCUGGAUUGUCGAACUGAACGAAGGAGUAAUGAGGUCCUCGCGGAGGAAACAUGUGACCUUAUCUGGGACCGCUGCCAUCAGGAGAUAAUCAAGGGAGAAACUAAACACUUGAUUGUUCUGUCUAGUGUGCCCAUUGCCUACCCCCGAGUGGCGAUGCUCAAGAAUUUCUUGAAUAGCCGCAAGUCGCUGGGCAAGUCCGGUAUGCUCGGUGGGCUUGUCAAUCGAUCUGGCGGCAAUGUGGAGGUGUUUGAUGACCACUGGGCCGGAAAGCACCUGAAGUCCGAGCGAACGUGGCUGGUUGAAGACUUACAGGACCUUGCUGCCGAGAAGUCUGUUCGGGUCACAAUCCUCAGUGGUGAUGUUCAACUGGCUGCCAUCGGACAGUUCUAUUCCAACACGGGUCUGGACGUGUCCAAGGACCGUGACUACCGCUACAUGCCGAAUGUCAUAUCCUCUGGCAUCGCCAACAUGCCCGAGACGGAGCUAAUCUCGGACAUGCUCAAUAAGCGCAACACUGUGCACCACAUGGAUUCGAAUACAGAUGAGGACAUGAUUCCCAUCUUCACACAAGACGUUGACGGCAAGCCCCGAAACAACAAACGUCUCCUCCCUCGACGCAACUGGUGUUCUAUACGAGAAUACCUUCCUGGCUCAACGCCACUUGGCACACCUGAGUCAGAGAUGACGCCUACCCCAGAACCCCGUCCUGGUAAACUCCAGCGAACCCUGUCCCUAGGACGUGGGGACAAGGGAGCAGGUGGCAAACCGCCCGGCCUCCUUCGCCGUCUGUCUACUCGGGCGGCACCUCCAACAAGGACUAUGAGCUUUGGCAGGGAGGGCGGAGCUCGCCGAUCCAGCGUCGACGGCCCCGUUGCACGUCCUCGUGAGAACGGGGACAGUUACUUCCCUGAUGAUCCGCAAGCGCCCGAGCCCGGUCGCUUUCACCGUCGGCCAACUAACCUCGGGUUGAAAGCAGCAAAGAAAGCAGCGAAACAAGGCGACGAUGGCGCAGGCGCAUUUGUCGAUCUUGAGGGUGGCCUAGCCAUAACCUUAAACAUGGAGAUCAGUCCCCAGGACCCCUCUGGCAUAACUGUGCCCUACAAGCUUCUCGUACCCGCGUUGCGCUACGAAGGCACCGAAUAUGAUCCGCCGCCGACACAGGUGGUCAAGGGCUGGCGAAAAUGGCUGCCACGACGCAAGGAGCAGGCUGAACAGGCUGAGCAUAGAGCCGACGAUGACGACGAACCCGAUGAUUACGAGGACCAUGACACAAUCAACAAUACCCGCGCCAAUGCUGCCACUGAGUCCGAUCAAUUCCAGUAUGAAGGAUAUCCGGACAGUGAAGAGGAUGAUUCGGAUGAAGUGCCUCAGCGACUGCCGCCCGACGCUCUCACCGAUUCAUCGCCGGAUGAGGAAUAUGAUGAACCAAGCCAGCAGAAGCGGAAGAAGUGGUUUGGGGUGAUUUGA
Molecule: messenger RNA, 4002 nt
Organism: Penicillium atrosanguineum
Lineage: Eukaryota; Fungi; Ascomycota; Eurotiomycetes; Eurotiales; Aspergillaceae
Exons: 4
Coding region: 1-4002 (1333 amino acids)
Cellular component (GO): membrane
Source: RefSeq, a predicted model, not a curated record